AAAAGACUAAAGGGAAAGAAUAGCAAGUAAAACAGAACUCCACUUGCUAGAUCUCUCCUUCUAUCGCACUCUUUCACCUGACCCAGCCCCUUAUUCCCCCCGCACCCUUUCCUUCUCUCCCUACUUUACUGCACAGGAACGAAGUCUGGGUCGUGUGCGGACCGCUUGUGGCUCUUAAAUCCUCUUUUUGUCACCCUGGCCGUGCAAAAUUUUGAAACGUCCCUCGGCAAAAAAAAAAAAAAAAAAAAAAAAAAAAAAAAAAAAAAAUCUGUCCCUGGGCUUUUCCCUAGUUCUGGGUCCAGUUGCAGCCAAGUAAGGGGCAGCGCGCGCACUCCCAAGUCCCCGCUUCAGGGACGGGCACGCGCCUGACGCCCAACCCCCAAUCCCCUGCUGCUCAGUGACCCCGCCCCCGGGUUUCCGGGCCGGCGUAGCUAUUUCAAGGCGCGCGCCUCGCGGUGGACUCACCGCUAGCCCGCAGCGCUUGGCUUCCUGGUAGCUCUUCACCUCUUCUCUCAGCUCCCGGCAGCAUGGGCGCUGGGCCCGCCUCGCUGCUUGCCGCCCUCCUGCUGCUUCUCUCCGGCGACCGCGCGGUGCGCUGCGACACACCUGCCAACUGCACCUAUCUUGACCUGCUAGGCACCUGGGUCUUCCAGGUGGGCUCCACCGGUUCCCAGCGCGAUGUCAACUGCUCGGUUAUGGGACCACAAGAAAAAAAAGUAGUGGUGUACCUUCGGAAGCUGGAUACAGCAUAUGAUGACCUUGGCAAUUCUGGCCAUUUCACCAUCAUUUACAACCAAGGCUUUGAGAUUGUGUUGAAUGACUACAAGUGGUUUGCCUUUUUUAAGUAUAAAGAAGAGGGCAGCAAGGUGACCACUUACUGCAAUGAGACAAUGACUGGGUGGGUGCAUGAUGUGUUGGGCCGGAACUGGGCUUGUUUCACCGGAAAGAAGGUGGGAACUGCCUCUGAGAAUGUGUAUGUGACCACAGCACACCUUAAGAAUUCUCAGGAAAAGUAUUCUAAUAGGCUCUACAAAUAUGAUCACAACUUUGUGAAAGCUAUCAAUGCCAUUCAGAAGUCUUGGACUGCAACUACAUACAUGGAAUAUGAGACUCUUACCCUGGGAGAUAUGAUUAGGAGAAGUGGUGGCCACAGUCGAAAAAUCCCAAGGCCCAAACCUGCACCACUGACUGCUGAAAUACAGCAAAAGAUUUUGCAUUUGCCAACAUCUUGGGACUGGAGAAAUGUUCAUGGUAUCAAUUUUGUCAGUCCUGUUCGAAACCAAGCAUCCUGUGGCAGCUGCUACUCAUUUGCUUCUAUGGGUAUGCUAGAAGCGAGAAUCCGUAUACUAACCAACAAUUCUCAGACCCCAAUCCUAAGCCCUCAGGAGGUUGUGUCUUGUAGCCAGUAUGCUCAAGGCUGUGAAGGUGGCUUCCCAUACCUCACUGCAGGAAAGUAUGCCCAAGAUUUUGGGCUGGUGGAAGAAGCUUGCUUCCCCUACACAGGCACUGAUUCUCCAUGCAAAAUGAAGGAAGACUGCUUUCGUUAUUACUCCUCUGAGUACCACUAUGUGGGAGGUUUCUAUGGAGGCUGCAAUGAAGCCCUGAUGAAGCUUGAGUUGGUCCAUCAUGGGCCCAUGGCAGUUGCUUUUGAGGUAUAUGAUGACUUCCUCCACUACGAGAAGGGGAUCUACCACCACACUGGUCUAAGAGACCCUUUCAACCCCUUUGAGCUGACUAAUCAUGCUGUUCUGCUUGUGGGCUAUGGCACUGACUCAGCCUCUGGGAUGGAUUACUGGAUUGCUAAAAACAGCUGGGGCACCAGCUGGGGUGAGGAUGGCUACUUCCGGAUCCGCAGAGGAACGGAUGAGUGUGCAAUUGAGAGCAUAGCAGUGGCAGCCACACCAAUUCCUAAAUUGUAGGGUAUGCCUCCCAGUAUUUCAUAAUGAUCUGCAUCAGUUGUAAAAGGGAAUUGAUAUAUUCACAGACUGGAGACUUUCAGCAGCAGUUUCAGAAGCUUACAAAUAGAUUUCCAUGAAGAUUUUUGUCUUUAGAAUUAAAACUGCCCUUAAUUUUAAUAUACCUUUCAAUCGGCCACUGGCCAUUUUUUUCUAAGUGUUCAAUUAAGUGGGAAUUUUCUGGAAGAUGGUCAGCUAGGAAGUAAUAGCGUUUGCUUAAUCAUUUGUAAUUCAAACAUGCUAUAUUUUUUAAAAUCAAUGUGAAAACAUAGACUUAUUUUUAAAUUGUACCAAUCACAAGAAAAUAAUGGCAAUAAUUAUCAAAACUUUUAAAAUAAAUACUCAUAUUUUUAAAAUAAAAUUUUAAAAAUAACUGCA
This is a messenger RNA of Symphalangus syndactylus (siamang), 2333 nucleotides long. RefSeq names its product cathepsin C (gene CTSC). The record is from RefSeq and is a predicted model, not a curated record. Lineage: Eukaryota; Metazoa; Chordata; Mammalia; Primates; Hylobatidae. Gene Ontology annotation, molecular function: cysteine-type peptidase activity. Gene Ontology annotation, biological process: proteolysis.